AUGCUUCGUGUUCGCCCGGAGGAAUGCGAACGUAUCUUAGAAUUAAUUAAAAAUGACGCUGUUUAUAAGACAAGUUCAAGUGCUUCACAACUUCCAAUCGAACUGCAACUCAAAAUAGUGCUGUAUCGGUUGGGAUAUUCCGGCGAUGGACAAUCUGUUCGCAAAGUGGCUUCCUUGAACUUAUUUGGUGUGGGUGAUGGAGGCACUAUUAAAAAUGUAACGCAACGAAUUUUUAAAGCCAUACUGCGAAUUAAAAAAAUGAGUUUUUAUUACUGGCCCAAUGAAAGAGAAAGACUGGAAAUUGUGUCCGCAACUGGGAAAGAAAUGCCAGGGUGUGUGGGUUACAUCGAUGGUUCCGAAAUAAAAUUAGCUGAAGCACCAGUUAUGCAGCAUGAAAUUUACUAUUCGCGUAAACGUCAAUAUUCUGUAAAACUACAAGCGAUUUGUGACUAUAAAUUGCGCAUAAGACAGGUGACGAUUGGUUUCCCAGGCAGUGUACAUUGA
Bactrocera dorsalis (oriental fruit fly) is the source of this 504-nucleotide messenger RNA. RefSeq lists its product as uncharacterized. The coding region runs from base 1 to 504 and encodes 167 amino acids. The record is from RefSeq and is a predicted model, not a curated record. The transcript has a single exon. Lineage: Eukaryota; Metazoa; Arthropoda; Insecta; Diptera; Tephritidae.